Messenger RNA from Myripristis murdjan (pinecone soldierfish), 2575 nucleotides. It is a transcript of the gene vegfd, whose product is annotated as vascular endothelial growth factor D. Gene Ontology annotation, molecular function: vascular endothelial growth factor receptor binding; chemoattractant activity; growth factor activity. The record is from RefSeq and is a predicted model, not a curated record. Gene Ontology annotation, cellular component: membrane. The transcript has 8 exons. NCBI's taxonomy places the organism in Eukaryota, Metazoa, Chordata, Actinopteri, Holocentriformes, Holocentridae. The coding region runs from base 1264 to 2157 and encodes 297 amino acids. Gene Ontology annotation, biological process: vascular endothelial growth factor receptor signaling pathway; positive regulation of mast cell chemotaxis; vascular endothelial growth factor signaling pathway.
GCUCCUCAUUUGCAUAUGAAUAAUCAAUAUGGUUCUAAUGUUUCCUCCUAUCUCACUAUGUUUAUGCCUAGCAGCGCAUAUCGCAAGUCAAAUGAGCACGGAUGGAGGAGUGGUUGGGGUGUUGGUAGAGCAGGGGUGGUGCCGGCCCCUCAUUUCCCUCACAUAUUACUGAGGUCUGGAUCACAUUUGAAACACAUGUUACUGCUCCAAGACUGUGUGCGGUUUGGCAGCUCCAGAGAGGAAGACACUGACAGGGGAUUUAAUGGGCAGGGGACUUGGAUCGAUUCACAGCCAGACAGACAAGCAUCAAAUAAAGGAAGACAGAGACACACCAACAAGCAAAUAAAGAGACACGUUUAGGGCAGGAGGACAGCAAGCCAAGCAGCCAGUGGCAAAGACCGAAGGGUAGGCACAAAUAACAAAUACAGCCAUACUGACCUUUCAUAAGACCUCCCCAGCUCCAGCCCAGAUCUUGAGGGAGAGGAACUAAGUGUGUGGCUGUAGUCCUCCACCUCAGGGCCUUUUACACAGACAGACCACAGUAGGAUGUGGAGAAGUGCAGACUGAUAGAGAGGGGAAGUUAUACAUAAGGCAUCGCUACCAUUCCAUGAAACAGCUGGCCCCAUGUGCUACGGAGAAGUCUGAGGUCCAGACUGGAGUAGCCUUUAUUGGAGGUGGAACUACUAGGAGGAGCAGGAGAAAGAGAUGAAUGAGAGUCUGAACACGGAGGAGUGUCCACAGAUCAUCUAGCAAGAGGCCCUGAAACACAGGCCCUGAAAGAAUUUGGACCAACUGGGAAAAGUCUGCUAAUAAGGCUUACAAGACGUCUUCAAGGGAAUCCUGACUUUGGUUUUUCCCAGGCAGUUCUCGGCUUUUUACUGCUGGUAGACUACUUGCUUAACAGGACACCUCGGGAUCUGCAUCAAAGCUUCAGCAAUACGAGGCGCAUGUUUUAGAGCCUCUCAAGCCCGCUCCAUUUGGCUCGGGGGUGUCUAGGUCGCUGUGACAGGUUGCAUCUGGCUCAGACACACACGCACAUACUCCUGUGUGCCUGGGAGUUCAGGAGUUUGUGUGUGUGUCAUAUACCCACAUUGAGAGGAUUGAGAGUGUGUGGUCUGAGGUGCUCAGCUGGUCUGGGAAACAGUGAGUCUACGGAGCGGCAGCCAGCUCUAAGUGGCUUUUAGCAGCAGUAAAAGGAGACAGGCUUCUUACCGCUGAGACCGAGCACUUUUCUCAAAGAAACUGCAGAGCCAAGGGCUGGUGAUGAAGAUAAAACAGACCGUGUGCAGAGUGUCCUGUUUGGUAACUCUGGUGGUGGAGCUGAGCUGGCUGAAAAUGGGCCACAGCAUGCACAGACAAGAGGAGAGUAGGGUAACGAGUCAGGAGAAGUGGGAGAGGGAGGUGAGGUCGGCCUCCAGUCUGGAUGAGCUGCUGAGACUGACAGACUUUCCUGACUGGAAGCUGUGGAAGUGUCGCCUCAGACUGCAGCAACCAGGGGCUCAGACAGAGGCCCAUUCCUCUCCCUCUUCCUCUUCGUCUUCCUCUCCCUCUAUGUCUCCAGCAGGAUCACACCGGUCCACGCGCUACGCUUCAGAAUGGUACAGCCUGGAUAUACUUAAAGCCAUAGAUGAAGAGUGGCAGCGGACCCAGUGCAUGCCGAGGGAAACCUGCAUUGAUGUGGCCAAGGAACUGGGCACCGACCCCUCAAUGUUCUUCAAGCCGCCUUGCGUGUCUGUCCACAGGUGCAAUGGCUGCUGCAAUCAGGAGGGUGUCACCUGCAAAAACACAAGCACCACAUAUGUCAAUAAAACUCUCCUGAGUGUAGUUCCAUCCAAGUUUAGACCGGAGCCCGUGCUGAUAAAAGUAGCUAAUCACACAGAGUGCAGGUGCAUGGAGCCCGCCAUAAUCAGACGCAAUGCCCGGCCUCAUGGCAGGACGUGCUGCUCGUCCAUGUGCCAGCUGUCGGAGGUCGAGGACUCCAGGAGACUCUGUGCCAGUGGGCUGAUCUGGGAUUGCAUGUCAGAGAGAUGCAUUCCCUACCCCUCCAGUAAACCAGAGUUAACACUCAGUUCAUGGAUGCCUGACUGUGAGAUCGAUGUGGAGCGCUGUAGCUGUUUGCCUCGACCCCAGCUGUCCCUCAACCCCAGACCUGUCUAACACUGUCCCCUCAACUCCACCAUCUGUGCCAACAGGAGACAGCACUUUGACCACCGCUCCUGCAGGUGCAAGUGACACAGCGCAUGAGUCCAGUGUGGGAAUAUAUUUCGACAAUCUGCCUGAGAAGUAUGGAAGCAGAGUAAAAAAAGACUCAUAAUUUAUUUACAGUCUUAUUUAUGCCAAUCACUUUAACUAAUUAAAAUCCUUCUUUAUAUUUUUUUUCCUGAGAUGAUAAUAACUCACAUGACCAUGUUAAUAGAUUUUUUAACAUGCUUACCUUAUCAAAUCAAUGUGUAAAGUUUAUGAUUUGUACAUUUGUCUUUUGUGCACUGAACAAACCUUUAGUUUAUAUUAAAAGAAUGAUAUUUUUAUAAUUUGAAUUUGUUAUGCACAUGUGGAUUGUUGCCUGUCUGAUUGU